Messenger RNA from Pan troglodytes (chimpanzee), 2745 nucleotides. RefSeq names its product ATP binding cassette subfamily B member 7 (gene ABCB7). Lineage: Eukaryota; Metazoa; Chordata; Mammalia; Primates; Hominidae. The record is from RefSeq and is a predicted model, not a curated record. The transcript has 16 exons. Gene Ontology annotation, molecular function: ATP binding; ATP hydrolysis activity; ABC-type transporter activity. The coding region runs from base 394 to 2655 and encodes 753 amino acids. Gene Ontology annotation, biological process: transmembrane transport; intracellular iron ion homeostasis. Gene Ontology annotation, cellular component: mitochondrial inner membrane.
GGAGGUAAGAGAGUAUUAUGACAGACAAGAUGGGGUUGACAGAUUUAGCAGAUACAAUAUUUGGGACACACGCACGAAGAAAUGAUUCGUUGUUUAUGUAAAAUUGAAACUUAACUAGGUAGGCAUCCUGUAUUUCAUCUGGCAACUCCAGGAAAAGAGAAAAAUACAGUGUUACUCCAAUAUUCCCGGUUGUGUAAGGAAAACAAUCAAAGCUCAGCCCUAAGGAAAAACAAAUAAAAGAGGCUGCGCGAAUGCAUCCGAAUCUUCAAACAGAAUCCAUUUCCGGUCUGGGGCCCUGGGAAAAGAAGAAGAGGAGAGACAAUUAAGGUAGCCGAAUUCAGUCCGCCAGUGUCCCAUAAUCCUCUUCUCUCGGUUCCUCUUUCCUCGCUCAAGAUGGCGCUGCUCGCGAUGCAUUCUUGGCGCUGGGCGGCCGCGGCGGCUGCUUUCGAAAAGCGCCGGCACUCCGCGAUUCUGAUCCGGCCUUUAGUCUCUGUUAGCGGCUCAGGUCCGCAGUGGAGGCCACAUCAACUCGGCGCCUUGGGAACCGCUCGAGCCUACCAGCAGAUUCCAGAGUCAUUAAAAAGUAUCACAUGGCAGAGAUUGGGAAAAGGCAAUUCAGGACAGUUCUUAGAUGCUGCAAAGGCUCUCCAGGUAUGGCCACUGAUAGAAAAGAGGACAUGUUGGCAUGGUCAUGCAGGAGGAGGACUCCACACAGACCCAAAAGAAGGGUUAAAAGAUGUUGAUACUCGGAAAAUCAUAAAAGCAAUGCUUUCUUAUGUGUGGCCCAAAGACAGGCCAGAUCUACGAGCUAGAGUUGCCAUUUCGCUGGGAUUUUUGGGUGGUGCAAAGGCCAUGAAUAUUGUGGUUCCCUUCAUGUUUAAAUAUGCUGUAGACAGCCUCAACCAGAUGUCGGGAAACAUGCUGAACCUGAGUGAUGCACCAAAUACAGUUGCAACCAUGGCAACAGCAGUUCUGAUUGGCUAUGGUGUAUCAAGAGCUGGAGCUGCUUUUUUUAACGAAGUUCGAAAUGCAGUAUUUGGCAAGGUAGCCCAGAAUUCAAUCCGAAGAAUAGCCAAAAAUGUCUUUCUCCAUCUUCACAACCUGGAUCUGGGUUUUCACCUGAGCAGACAGACGGGAGCUUUAUCUAAGGCUAUUGACAGAGGAACAAGGGGUAUCAGUUUUGUCCUGAGUGCUUUGGUAUUUAAUCUUCUUCCCAUCAUGUUUGAAGUGAUGCUUGUCAGUGGUGUUUUGUAUUACAAAUGCGGUGCCCAGUUUGCUUUGGUAACCCUUGGAACACUUGGUACAUACACAGCAUUCACAGUUGCAGUCACACGGUGGAGAACUAGAUUUAGAAUAGAAAUGAACAAAGCAGAUAAUGAUGCAGGUAAUGCUGCUAUAGACUCACUGCUGAAUUAUGAAACUGUGAAGUAUUUUAAUAAUGAAAGAUAUGAAGCACAGAGAUAUGAUGGAUUUUUGAAGACGUAUGAGACUGCUUCAUUGAAAAGUACCUCUACUCUGGCUAUGCUGAACUUUGGUCAAAGUGCUAUUUUCAGUGUCGGUUUAACAGCUAUAAUGGUGCUCGCCAGUCAGGGAAUUGUGGCAGGUACCCUUACUGUUGGAGAUCUAGUAAUGGUGAAUGGACUGCUUUUUCAGCUUUCAUUACCCCUGAACUUUCUGGGAACUGUAUAUAGAGAGACUAGACAAGCACUCAUAGAUAUGAACACCUUGUUUACUCUACUCAAGGUAGACACCCGAAUUAAAGACAAAGUGAUGGCAUCUCCCCUUCAGAUCACACCACAGACAGCUACCGUGGCCUUUGAUAAUGUGCAUUUUGAAUACAUUGAGGGCCAGAAAGUCCUUAGUGGAAUAUCCUUUGAAGUCCCUGCAGGAAAGAAAGUGGCCAUUGUAGGAGGUAGUGGGUCAGGGAAAAGCACAAUAGUGAGGCUAUUGUUUCGCUUCUAUGAGCCUCAAAAGGGUAGCAUUUAUCUUGCUGGUCAAAAUAUACAAGAUGUGAGCCUGGAAAGCCUUCGGAGGGCAGUGGGAGUGGUACCUCAGGAUGCUGUCCUCUUCCAUAAUACUAUUUAUUACAACCUCUUAUAUGGAAACAUCAGUGCUUCACCUGAGGAAGUGUAUGCGGUGGCAAAAUUAGCUGGACUUCAUGAUGCAAUUCUUCGAAUGCCACAUGGAUAUGACACCCAAGUAGGGGAACGAGGACUCAAGCUUUCAGGAGGAGAAAAGCAAAGAGUAGCAAUUGCAAGAGCCAUUUUGAAGGACCCCCCAGUCAUACUCUAUGAUGAAGCUACUUCAUCGUUAGAUUCGAUUACUGAAGAGACUAUUCUUGGUGCCAUGAAGGAUGUGGUCAAACACAGAACUUCUAUUUUCAUUGCACACAGAUUGUCAACAGUGGUUGAUGCAGAUGAAAUCAUUGUCUUGGAUCAGGGUAAGGUAGCCGAACGUGGUACCCACCAUGGUUUGCUUGCUAACCCUCAUAGUAUCUAUUCAGAAAUGUGGCAUACACAGAGCAGCCGUGUGCAGAACCAUGAUAACCCCAAAUGGGAAGCAAAGAAAGAAAAUAUAUCCAAAGAGGAGGAAAGAAAGAAACUACAAGAAGAAAUUGUCAAUAGUGUGAAAGGCUGUGGAAACUGUUCGUGCUAAGUCACAUAAGACAUUUUCUUUUUUUGUUGUUUUGGACUACAUAUUUGCACUGAAGCAGAAUUGUUUUAUUAAAAAAAUCAUACAUUCCCA